Molecule: messenger RNA, 2907 nt
Organism: Achroia grisella
Lineage: Eukaryota; Metazoa; Arthropoda; Insecta; Lepidoptera; Pyralidae
Exons: 6
Coding region: 48-2447 (799 amino acids)
Source: RefSeq, a predicted model, not a curated record
GAAGCUACGGUCGGCUACGGUCGGCUACGAGAAGCUACGGCCUCGUAAUGUUGUGCACGCUCGCUCUUUUCGCGCUGUUCGCCUCUACCCAAGGACGAGCGGUCAAUAUCAGCAAUACCUGGGUACUGCCUGAGGAGGGGUUCCCAGUAUUCUACCGUUACUUCAGAGAUCGCAUCUCCUGGUACGAGGCUGAUGCGGUGUGCCAGUUUCAUCAUGCCAAUCUUGUAACUGUGGACACAACAGCUCAAUAUGACGCAGUUCGAGCUUACCUCAAGGAAUUGGAUAUAUCUAGCGCUGUGUGGGUCGGUCUCAUCCGAAGUAAUCCCGACGGAGACUUUACGUGGACUGACUAUCGAGGCUUAAGUGGUGAUGGAUACUGGAGUUCAGCGCCAGAUGCGAGGGCCGCCCCGCUGUGUGCCGCUGCUGACCCCGCGGCUGACUACCGCUGGGAAGCAAGAGCUUGUGGUGGACCCACUGUAGCGUCCUUCAUCUGCGAAUUGCCUGUACCACAAUGGGCACUCGGAAAUGAAGGCUGCAUGGUUCGUGCCCUGCCAGCACUCACUAUUUUAUAUUUACCUGAAAGUGCAUCUGUUCAGCUCACCGCAGACUGUGGUAUGGCUGGCGUAAAACGAGUUCAGUGUACAGGAAAUGUGAAACGCGAAGACUUGUUGAAAGAUCUAUCAUGCGCUGUGGAAGAAGAACAAACAAGCACUUCCAAUGUAAUAACUACAAGUAUUACCUGGCCCAUGACUUCUGAUGCAUCAUCUACAGAUCAAGAAUCAAUUACAGAAGUAACAACUGAAGAAACCAUCACUACUGAACAUGAAGAUGAUAUAAAUCAAGUGAACAUUAUUAAAUCAUCGCCAAUACCCUACAAUAAAAAUUUACAGAUUACCAGUAAAAUUGUACCAAAGCCAAGUAUUAGUAAAGUAAACAAUGUCGUCCUUAGUAAAAUUAUGAAUUUUGAUGGUACACAAAAUAAUAACUUACAAAGUAACGAGAUCCCAAAUCUUGUUUCACAUGAAAAUUAUUUAAGUAAUGAUGAAAAUGAAAAAAUGGAAGACGAAAAAAAUAAACAGCAUAAAAUGUUACAUGAAGAAAUUGCUCGUAUUGGUAACUUUGAAACAAUAUUUACUCAGCCCACUGAUCAUUUUGUACCUCCAUUAGUAAUGGCAAAAUCUAAGAUAAGUGAUGACAUGACUGUGUUAUCUUUAGAAGAAAAACAUGCUCAACAACUUGCAGAACAGACAUUUGGAAAGUACAGAACUCAAUCUGAUGACAUUAAUCGCUCACAAAUUGAUUCUAGUAACAGUAAAAGUACAACAGAGUAUUCUAGUAAAUUAACAGUUACAGAUAUACCAUUAAUUACAAUCACCAAUCCUCUGAAAUUAAAGGAUACUCUUAAAAAAGAUAAACCUAAAUAUAGCGUGCCUAAAAAGUAUAUUGACAAACAGUAUGACUUAAAAAGUAAAUCUCACAAAAUAACAGAUAUUAAACAAUACAAAACAGAAAAGACAACGGAAAUAGCUAUUACUCAAACACAAAGUACAAUCCCAGAUAUGGAAACAACCAAAGUUUCGUACUACGAUAACAAACAAAAUAAAACUGAUGAAGAUCCCACUAUAGAUCUCACAGUUAUAAUUAAAGAUUUUGAAGAUACUAAAAGUUAUGAAGGAGACGUACCGAAAAUUGAAGUAAUAGAAAAUGAUACGUCUAUAACAAAUCCUGAGGUAAAAUUUAAUACAAAUAACAGUACAGGCGAGAAGAAACAAGAAUUAUCUGUGAAAAUACCUGCAUUUACACAAAACUCCACAUUCACUCACGAAAUUAUUAAAAUAACUAUCAUUAAUGAAGAAAAUUCAAGUGCAAUUCCAACAAUUUUUGAAGUAAGUACCAAAAUGCCAGACUUUAAAACCGACUACGAAAACAAAUCAUCAACCUCAGCCAAUCAAUUAGUUACAUUAAAUAUUGAACAUAACGAUGCAAUUAAUGAAACACUAAAUAAUCAUUCCUAUGUUAACAUCUCAAAUAUACAGGAAAGUACAGUAACUUCACCAACAGGUGAAUCUGUGACAUUUUCCACUACAAAGGAGAAAACUGAUGUAAAGGAAUAUGUAACACCUACUACGAAUGAGAUAAAAACUUCAACUGAAUUUAAAGCUACUUCAACAGCAUCACAAACAAAUAUGAAUGAAAGUAAUAGUACUGUAGAAGAUACCACCAAAACGAGUAUUUUUGAAACCACAACAAAAGAUGCGGACAUUGAAAUUACAGAAACUUUAGCAUCUGAAUAUAACUCUACAGAUUUAUCCGAACCUAUAGACGAUUUGAAUUCACCCUUACUUUCUGCCGCGAAUGAACCACUACAUCGACCAAACAGAUCAAGAAGACCACUGCAACCGCCAAAUCGUAUAAAUAAAUUUAACCCAUUUCGUAUCUUAGGUUAAUUCUCGCACUUUGAAUAUAAAUUCGACUGCCAUUUACGAAAUUCAACUUUGAGGACUGAAAAUUCAAAAACACUAUAUUGCCUCUUUACAUUUUUGAUUUUAUUCAUAAUAAUAAGUACUAGUUCAUUUUACUAUAAUAUUGAGAUUUAUGUAUAUGUGCUUAUCUUCCAUUGCAAUGUGAAACCUAAAUGUCAAUAUUUAAUUUGCUUAUUUAUUGUUAUAACUAACAAGGCAUGAUGAACUUGAAAUCAAGAAUAGUAGUUGUAGAAUCAAUCAUACUCGUAGGUACUUGCACAAGGCAAUUAGUGGAAUUCUGAUUUGUUUUAUGCAAUCACAAUAUAGAAAUUAUAUUAUAGAACUAUAUUAUCUGUUGUGAACACCGGAACAGUUAUCUUAUACAUGCACAAAUUAAUUAGUUCAUUACUAAAAAAUGUAGCUAGACAUUGAUUUUAAUUAAUAU